Messenger RNA from Suillus clintonianus, 1677 nucleotides. Its product is annotated as RNA polymerase Rpc34 subunit-domain-containing protein. The record is from RefSeq and is a predicted model, not a curated record. Gene Ontology annotation, cellular component: RNA polymerase III complex. Lineage: Eukaryota; Fungi; Basidiomycota; Agaricomycetes; Boletales; Suillaceae. The transcript is spliced from 8 exons. Gene Ontology annotation, biological process: transcription by RNA polymerase III. The coding region runs from base 57 to 1604 and encodes 515 amino acids.
ACUCAACUCUGCACUUGAUCGAUCGGAUCGAGCAGGUCAUAUCCACUCCCCGCAUCAUGAGCGGGCGAAAACUCAACCCAGAGGAGCAAAAGCUCCACCAAGCUGCGCUUUCAAGCACCGACAAAGUCCUAACCUCGAAAGAAGCUGAAAAGAUCAUCCCAGAUGUGUCCGCACGUACAGCAGCAGUCAACUUCCUUCUGGGAGCUGGCAUGCUCAAAGUCCUGUCCAACGCGGCAGGCGUCAUCUCUUUUCGAGCUGUGAUGAAAAAGGAGAUAGAAGUGAAAAAAGAUAUGAGCGGUGAAGAAGCCAUGGUACUCGGCCAUAUCCAAGCUUCCGCCAAUGAAGGAAUCUGGACAAAACAUCUAAAAGCCAAAACCGAAUUGCACCAAACCGUAAUCGACAGAUGUUUAAAAUCACUCGUUCAGAAGCAGCUCGUGAAAGCUAUCAAAGCCGUCAGGCACCCAACUCGCAAGAUCUACAUGCUCGCGCACUUAGAACCUUCAGUCGAACUAACAGGUGGACCAUGGUACACCGACAACGAACUCGACACAGAAUUCAUCAAGCUUCUCUCAACUGCAUGUCUGCAUUACAUCCGUGACCGUUCAUUCCCCAAACAAAGCAACAAAGCCUCGUCACAAAACGAAUACAGACUCUACUCCAUAGGCGCUGCACCCUCUUUCCCAUCUGCACAGCAAAUCCAGCAUUUCUUGAGUAAGAGCAAGAUCACGGAGACGCUGUUGGGCGUUGACCAUGUUGAGAUGCUUUUGAGGGUGCUUGAAUUGGAUGGGGAGAUUGAGAAGCUGCCUGCGUUCACAGCAUCUGCUUGGGACGCUACCGUCGACUCUGACAAUUCAGAAUCCGGAUCUAGCUCAGACUCGGACUCGGACUCGGACUCGGACGCAGAAACCACUCGAAAAAAGCGCAAACGCAGCACAUCCAAAAAGAAGAAAGACACUAAAACUAAAACUAAAACGCGUAAACGGCGACGUACAGAGGAAUCAGACAGCGAUAGUGUUUCGGAGUCUGAGGAAGAAGAGCGGUUGAAACGGAAGAGGAAACGAAGUAAGAGCAAGAAGGAAGAGAGCAGCGAUGAGGAGGAGGAUCGCAGAAGUAAGAAGAAAAAGAAACGCAAAGCAAGGGAUGAGAGCGAGGGCAGUGAUGAUGAUGACCGUAAGUCCUCGACAUCUAAACGCAAGGGCAAGGGGAAGAAGCGGGGUGAUUCCUCUGAUGAUGAUUCUGAAUCUGAAUCCGACUCUGACGAUGACCGUCAUUCGAAAUCGAGAUCAAAAUCAAAGCCGAAGAAGGUGAAGACGAAGACGAAGACGAAGAAAAAAGCAAGCUCAAGUUCAAAACGCGUCAAAUUCGAGUCUCCGGAGGCGGACGACGGCAUCAGCGUUGGUGGAGCGUUUGUUUACCGAGCCAUUAGGCAGGAACGAGUAGCCCUAGGGUGGUCACAGGCUCCGUGCGGCAGAUGUCCUGUAUUCGACUUCUGUCGUGAAAAGGGGCCCACAAAUCCACAAGAGUGCGUAUAUUACGAGGAGUGGCUGAACUUCAAGGGUACGGGCGGUGAAGGGGCAUCAGCGGUUGUAAAAGUUGAAGCAUGAUCUAGCUUGUAGCCGAUUCAAGAAUUCCUUAUGUUGCUCUGAUACGAUUACACUCGAGAUGAUUACUGCUUCU